Planococcus citri (citrus mealybug) is the source of this 1124-nucleotide messenger RNA. RefSeq names its product jagunal (gene jagn). The transcript has 4 exons. The record is from RefSeq and is a predicted model, not a curated record. Gene Ontology annotation, cellular component: endoplasmic reticulum membrane. Gene Ontology annotation, biological process: vesicle-mediated transport; endoplasmic reticulum organization. NCBI's taxonomy places the organism in Eukaryota, Metazoa, Arthropoda, Insecta, Hemiptera, Pseudococcidae. The coding region runs from base 182 to 757 and encodes 191 amino acids.
GAGAGAUAGAAGAUCGAAUAGACGAAGAGAAAAACACUGGAUCCGUUUUUGAGCUAAAACUUUCGGACAAGGUUAUGAAAUACGAGUGUAAAAGUUAAUUUCCUACUGAAAUUUCGUCCACUGCAUCGAAUCUCAUUGUCUGAAGAAUGUUCUAAACUGAAAAUCUCUUCGAACCGGGAUCAUGGCAUCAAGAGGCGGACCAAUGGUUACAGGCACCGACGGUCAUGACUACAUGCAUCGUCAAAGAGUAGCUGAACAGUAUCAAAUUAGCGCACAGAACAAGUCCAGAUUAAAGUAUUGCAUAUUUUUCCACUACCUUCUGUUCUUCGCCAUGUUAACCAAACUUUCAGCCGAUAUAUUAGACAGGCUGGAUAUAUUCGUACUCGAAAUAGAAGAAUUAGAAGUGCCUAAACCUCUAGUAUGGGAAUACGUAUGGUGUUUAAGUAUAUUAGUAACAUUUUUCGCUCUCUCUGCCAUUAAACGGAAUCGUAUCAAUGCGAUGAAACGAUUCAUGUACCUGACUGGAAUAUUCGGUUUCGGUCCCAUUCUGUACGGGACGAUAUACUAUUUUAGUGAUAUGUGGACCUACGUCAGUACAGGGUCCGUUGAAAACAUUACUUUGUGGCAGGGGUACCCGUACGGUGUUCUAUGGUACGCUUUCAUCUUGUUAGCGGUGCAAGUUCAUUGUUUUUCGUUAUAUUUUAGUAAUAAUUUAUUAUCAGCGUGGAUGUCCAGAGGAAUGAAGAAAGCUCGAUAACGACAGAUACCUCUCGACUAUCGUCUAUCGAUCGAAUUGUAUUAUUAAACAGUUACAUACGUAUUAUUUAUUCUAUUCGUCGAGUUCCUGUUGAGCUCCGGCGAUCGAACGUAUUACAUAUGCACAAUUUUUUUAAGAAGCUUUUUAGUCAUCUUAUAUGUUGUUUGUGUUUUGUGUACACCCUUCUCUUUCCCCCUAUCCACAACCACUAAUACCUACAUAUGUGAUACGUUUCUCGAUGUGUUUUUAUAUAAGAUAUAUAUUGUACUUAUAUAUAUAUACGAUGAUGACGAAUUCCAUUUACCAGUAAUCGAAUAGGAAUGUGUUGAAUAAAAAGGUUUUUUAACGUGUGGUUUGUUCGUUGAAA